AUGACGCAGGGCGAUCACAUCCUUAAGUCGGCCUGCCCUGCUGGUUUUACUGCCGUGCAUCUACCACGCCCACAAUCAGUUUCAAAGAAGGGGGUUGGAGGUGUCGGCCUUAUUUACAGUGAUGCCUUCACCGUCAACCGGAUGCAGCUGCCAUCUAACCUAAACCUAACGUCCUUCGAAUUACUGGAUCUCAUGAUUUCCUCCUCUACAAAACACUGCAGGUUGUUGGUGAUAUAUCGCCCACCUGAGCGCCCUCGGCAACAGUCUUUUUCAGUAUUCAUCUCCGAGUUUGAACAAUUACUGUGCUCAUUGGCUGACAGCAAGGAAGAUCUGGUAAUCGUCGGAGAUUUCAAUAUUCAUGUUGAGGUCGUUGACAACUGCAAAGCUCGAUUAUUCAACCAGCUGGUUGAGAGCUUAGGCUGGACUCAGUUGGUGAAUGGGCGGACACAUACUGCUGCUCACACCUUGGACCUCGUCCUCACACGCACCGCUAGCCCAUUUGUCGUCAACGUGCAAGUCGGUGACUUGGUGAGCGACCAUCACUUGAUUACCUGUUCAAUUGGUCUUGGCCGACCUCAGAGGAAGAACGUUUUGGAUACUGAUGACUGCCUAGCUUCCCUGAACGGCCUUGUCGACCAGUACGGGGAUAUUCGCCAAGUCAUUGAAAAUCACGCUAAGCUGCGGGUAAAGGAAGUCACGAUCCGUGACCCGGCUCCUUGGAUCAAUAAGAGGAUUCUUGAUGCUCGUCGCGCGCUGCGUAAGGGAGAGAGACUUUGGCGUUGCAGUGGCUACCUGGAGGUUCACUUGGAAGCUUACAAGACGCUUGCUUCUGACUACUCAGAAACUCUAAGAAUGGAGAAAGGUCAGUACUACUGCUCAAUCGUCGCAGACUGCGGUGGUGAUCAGCGUAAACUCUACAGAAUCGUGGAUUCUUGGCUUGGUAGGGAAAAAGCUUGCGUCCUUCCUGAAGACAAGAGCGCUACUGACUUGGCAAACCGUUUCGCUGCAUUUUUCAACGACAAGGUGGAGAAGAUAAAGACGACAUUGCUUGCUGAGAGGGAGAGGAUCGAUCCCAAGUGGGUCCUGGGAGCUGACCGCUUUCUCGACAAAUGGAGCGAGGCUGAUUGUUUUAAUGAUUUCAGAAUGGUUGGAUGUGAUGAAGUUCGUAAGUUCAUCAUGGAUUCUCCAACCAAGUCAUGCGUCAUCGAUCCAAUUCCUACGUCUCUGCUCAAGAAAGUCUCUGAUUAUCUCACCCCUUCCAUCACAUCUAUCGUCAACCUUUCUCUUUACAGUGGUGUCUUCCCUCACCAGUUCAAGAAUGGCCUCAUCACUCCUAUCCUGAAGAAACCUAAACUUGACGGAGAAAUUCUAGAGAAUUACAGACCAAUCACAAAUCUACCAUUUGUGUCAAAACUGAUUGAACGGGUUGCGUCCUCUCAGUUGAACAAACACCUAGCACUCUACGACCUCCUCUCACCGUCUCAAUCGGCGUACAGGGCUGGACAUUCUACCGAAACUGCCCUCCUGGCCUUACAGAACGAUCUGCUCCUGGCUGCUAGUCGUGCUGAUGGCUGUGUCGUACUGCUACUCGAUCUCAGUGCGGCUUUCCACACAGUUGACCAUGGGAUUCUCAUUGAUCGUUUGUCGUCUCACUGCGGCUUAGGUGGUACUGCUCUGUCUUGGUUCGCCUCUUAUCUCUCAGGAAGAACCCAAACUGUCGUCAUUGACGGGGCACUCUCUCAUCCAGUCGAUGUCAUUUAUGGAGCUCCUCAGGGCUCGGUUAUCGGUCCAAAACUUUACACAAUAUAUGUGAACUGUCUUCGGAAGGUGGCUGCUGUCCAUGGCGUCAAAAUACACCAGUACUCAGAUGACACAACCGUGUACCUCGAGUUUAGGUUCCCGCCCGGGAUCCCUGACCAGAUGGACUCUCUUAGGAUCCUGUCUUGCUGUGCUGGGGAUCUCGCCGACUGGUUCGCAUUCAACUGGGUAAAACUUAAUCCUGACAAGAGUGAUUUCUUGUACUUUGCACCUUUGGAUCUUGCUUGUUUGUUGCCUCUGUUUCCACUACGGAUGAAAAAUCAAGUCUUGAGCCCAUCCAACUCGGCAAAGCUUCUUGGAGUGACUCUAGUCAGCGAUUUAUCUAUGGACAGUCUGAUUUCUGCCGUGGUCAAAUCAUCCCACUACCAACUGUAUCGUCUUGGGAAGAUUCGAAAUCAGCUUACAACAUCUGCUACAAAAACGAUGGUUCACUCCCUGGUCAUCUCUCGUCUGGAUUAUGCAAAUUCUCUUCUCGCGGGUCUGCCGGCCUACAAACUCAAGUCUCUUCAAGCAGUCCAGGAUUCAGCAGCUCGCCUUAUCUACCGCGGCCGGUCAAUCUCGACCGAGGACGCAAGGUACCGCUUGCACUGGCUCCCAGUUCAGCAAAGGAUUGACUUUAAGAUCCUCUUGAUUGUCUUUGACUGUCUUACGGCCUCAGCACCACUCUACCUCCAAGAGACAAUCAACGUGCACGUCCCGGGCCACACAGGACUUCGAUCAUCUGCUCGGACACUCACUGUUGAUGUUCGUAAGGCUUCUAGCAGAAGAUUGUCGAGGAGGGCGAUUCCCAGAGAGGGGAGACGAGGAGCUUACGUGAAACCAUUCGCCACAAAGGAAAAGCUGCUGAUGAGGUCUUUCUCCAACUAUGCCCCGCACACUUGGAAUCGUCUUCCAGCUCUGAUUCGCUCCACAACCAACCGCCAAGUUUUCAAGAAACUUAUUAAGACUCAUCUAUUCUCCUUAGCGUUCCCUUCAUUUUGUAAAUAA
This is a messenger RNA of Daphnia pulex (common water flea), 2805 nucleotides long. RefSeq lists its product as uncharacterized. The transcript is spliced from 2 exons. NCBI's taxonomy places the organism in Eukaryota, Metazoa, Arthropoda, Branchiopoda, Diplostraca, Daphniidae. The coding region runs from base 1 to 2805 and encodes 934 amino acids. Gene Ontology annotation, molecular function: catalytic activity. The record is from RefSeq and is a predicted model, not a curated record.